UUAGGAUCGAUUGUUUUCAUUUUCAAUGACACGCGAAGCUGUAAAAUGCGAUGGAAGAAAAUGUCUCGAUUUCGCGUGAAUCUUUUCUUAUUGACCAUAUUGUUAACUCCAUUAGUGUCCCUUUUUGUGUUGAAUAAAUUUCUAACGUCCUCGAAGAUUUUCAAUGAGACCAACAGUGAUUUCGAUUGGAUUCGAAAUGGGAUCAAGAAUUUACUAGGAUAUACAACUAUUCUUCUCCCAGGAUACCUGACGUAUACCUAUGUGAGGAAAACGGAGUAUUUGGGCAGAGCUCCCAUUGGUUUCGUUUCGAAUUUCUUGAGGCUGUGCUUUGGUGAAGAUGGCUCGAUGUCUUCGCCUCUUAUUACACAUACAGACGUCCAGAGAAUAGUCCCUAAAAAGAGCUUCUGGUGGAGGACUUUCCUUCUUGUUUUUUAUUUUACUGGACUACAAGUUUCUUAUCUCUCCUGGGGAAUCAUACAAGAAAAGGUGAUGACGCAAGUUUAUGAAAGUAGUGAUGGUAGGAUGGAAUACUUUGGGGAUUCUCAAUUUUUAGUCUUUGUGAAUCGGAUAUUGGCCUUUUUGAUAUCUGGAGUUAUUUUAUUGUGUAGAAAAAGAUGUGAACAUAAGUGUCCAUUUUACAAAUAUGUAUUUUGUUCAUUCUCGAACAUCAUGAGUUCUUGGUGUCAAUACGAGGCUUUGAAAUAUGUAUCAUUUCCACAUCAAGUUUUAGCAAAAGCUGCGAAAACAAUACCUGUUAUGUUGAUGGGAAAGCUCAUAUCCAAAACUCAAUACAAGUACUAUGAAUACAUAACUUCAAUAACAUUAUCUAUAGGUAUGCUUUUAUUCAUGGUAGAUGUGGGUAACGACAAAGCAAGGACAAAUGUUACUACAAUAUCCGGUGCGCUGCUCCUCAUCUCAUAUAUCAUUUUUGAUAGUUUCACAUCCAAUUGGCAGAGUUCUCUAUUUAAGAACUAUUCGAUAUCUCCUGUACAGAUGAUGUGUUUUGUGAACUUUUUUUCUUUUAUACUAACAGGUACAUCAUUGAUUCAACAGAGUAGUUUCUAUGUUUCACUGAAUUUUCUUCUGAAGUACCCAUCAUUCUCCUUAGACUGCAUUUUGUUAUCUCUUUGCUCUGCUCUAGGUCAAUUGUUCAUUUUCAGUACAAUAUCGGAAUUUGGUCCCCUAGUUUUUGUUAUAAUUAGCACUAUUCGGCAGUGUUUAUCUGUUUUACUUAGUUGUAUAUUCUACAAACAUGAAGUGCACGCUUUAGGAGUAUUUGGACUGAGUUUUGUUUUUUGGAGCGUUUUUCUGAGAAUCUAUUGCAGUUACAGGAGUGCAAAAAAAAGAAGCAACAGGUUAAAAGGUUAUAAAUCUAGUGAGGAUCAAAAAUUUUGAAGUGCAGGUGCUAAUUGCAAUUUAGAGGGGUCUAGUCAAUAGUUGUUUUAAUUUAUUUUAAAAUAUGUGGGAGUAACUUCGUUGGGAAGAUGUUUAUUUUUAUUACGAUGUAAUUUUAUAUCACUAACAUUGUUCUAAUGCUAGAACUGCUGAUACAUAUCUCAAAAUUAGACAUUUAUAUCCAUCAGCAAUUAAAAAAAAUGAGAUACUUAACAUGUAGGUCAUACAUUUAGUAUUUUUUGUGUACUUCAAGGACAAAGAGAACUCAUGAUGUUAUUAAAUGGAUCUUAUCAGUAUGGUGGUUCAAAACUGAUGGAUUUCACUACCAAUUUUGAUAUGUGUAGAAAUGAUUUUAUAAGGCAACUUGUAGUUUAUUAAUUUAAGUCAGAUGAAAAAAAGACAUAACAUUUUUUUCAAUUGACUUUUUUAUACCAAUCAGACAAAAACGCUUUAGAUUUUCUUCCUUUUUUGAAGACUGAAUCGUUAAGAAUGUUUGAAGAAUAUUUGAAUGUUAACAAUGUAUGUGCAAUUAUAAAAAGACUACUAAAUAAAAUCAACAUUAAAAUAUUUAUUAUUAAAAUACAUCAUUAUUCAUAAUUUAUUAGACUAUGAGUAUUCUUAAACAAUUUACAUUUUGAUAAUUACAAAAUAUAUUACAAUAAAUUUAGUCUACUAGGAAUUGUCACAUUCGAUAUAAUAUGUAAAAUUAUUUUAGAUUUGAUGCAAUUCGGAGUUUUAUACAUUGUAUGAAAUUUUUUGUUCAUUAAAAGUAUAAUGACGAA
Molecule: messenger RNA, 2177 nt
Organism: Coccinella septempunctata (seven-spotted ladybird)
Lineage: Eukaryota; Metazoa; Arthropoda; Insecta; Coleoptera; Coccinellidae
Gene: sll
Product: adenosine 3'-phospho 5'-phosphosulfate transporter 1
Exons: 1
Coding region: 46-1395 (449 amino acids)
Biological process (GO): transmembrane transport
Cellular component (GO): endoplasmic reticulum membrane; Golgi membrane
Molecular function (GO): 3'-phosphoadenosine 5'-phosphosulfate transmembrane transporter activity
Source: RefSeq, a predicted model, not a curated record